UACCGGAAACCGAGUAUGAAGCACGUGAUUGGAAAUGGGGUAUGACGUGAGAACGUGUCAGGGCAAAUUGGGGCAAAAUGCAUAUGUGAGCACGUGACAGCAUACGUGGGGUAAAAAGAAUAAGGAUUGAGAGCAUGUCCGGAUUUCAGCAUCUGUCUUUAAACCAGAAGAAGCAGCUUGCCGCGGACAUCACUCGGGUGCUUUCUCUCUACGGCUUCAUCGCAGAUUCUUAUGUUAUAGAGUUUUUCAGUGAUAAUCUUUGGGCGACGUUGCCACAGUCGUGGAGGCUAGCAUUGUCCGACCUGCCUUCUCCGCAGUUAGCAGAUCAGCUGCUGUCCAAUAUUAAGAAUGUCUGCUAUAGGUCGGUUUGGCCUCUAAGUCUACUGGCACUCAAGGCAACAGCCCAUGCCUUGAGUUUCCCGCGCACCCUGUCACACGAAGUUGGGGACGUGAACAGUAAAACGCCAAAGGAAUUCCUUGAAAAUCAUUGCCAGAGCUCAAUGUUGGACCCUCUGUUCAGGAAGCACGUGAAGCCAAAAAAACAGCAUGAAAUUCGGCAACUUGGAAAGCUGGUAAAAAAGUUAAGCAACCUUACGGGCUGUGAUGAAGUGGUGGAUAUCGGCUCUGGCCAGGGUCACCUGUCACGCUUUCUAGCAUUUGGCCAAGGCCUGUCUGUCACAGCAAUAGAAGCCGACAAGAAUCUGGUGGACAUGGCAAUGAAGUUCGAUCAGCAUCUGAUAUAUAUGCUGCAGAAAGAGCAAUCGAGAUUAACAAAGAACAAUGCUCACAAACUUACCGGCACCGUCUCAUCCAAACCACCCAAACACGUGUUCGCGUUUGUGGAUCCCAAGGCAUCAUGGGGAGAUCUUGUGACCAAGUUCAGAGAAGCUUCCUCAGUAGAAACAGAGGAACAUGGCGGAGUCCAGACAUCUCAUUUGGUGUCUCCAGAUGAUGGGCAAACUUCUCAGAAUCAAGUCAUCGCCACUGUUGACUCGGAGAGCAACCAGCAAGAGCUCGGCACCUCACAAAAAACCUGUCCCCAUAAUGAUGUCACUUUGAGAGAAGACUUGUGUCCUUGUGAUGCUCUUAACACGGCGAACCAGUGGCAAUUCACUCAUACUAACAAGUUUGUGCUGACAGGACUCCAUGCAUGUGGUGACCUCAGCGUGGCCACUCUACGACACUUUGUGCGGUGUCCCAAUGUCGUGGGUGUCACUUCAGUCGCUUGUUGUUACAUGAAACUAACCACGUGUGAAUUACCAAAUCCUCCCGGAGUCCUGUUUGCCUCUAACACCAGUGACAUUGCGGAUACAAACACACAGUACGGGUACCCCUUGAGCUCUUGGGUGUCUCAGCUUCAGGGUCACAAGUUGUCUUACAAAGCCCGAGAGGUGGCCUGCCAUGCAAUAGAAGACUAUACGGAGAGACUUAGAGGUGAAAGCACGAUUCUACGCACUCACUGCUAUAGAGCUGUGCUAGAGACUCUCAUUCGCAGUGUAGACCCAAACAUGAAACGAGCAGGCGUCCAAACGAUCAAAAAGGCCCAUGAGCUUUCCUUCAAAGAAUAUGCCAAAAGGGGGCUGAAAAAAAUAGGGCUGGACCCCUGUGCACCCCUAUGUGAGUCGUCCGUGGAAAGGAUGCUGUCCCAGCAGCAGAAUGUGGUGGCCUUCUUUAGUCUUGCCCUGCUGCUGGCACCGUUAGUGGAAACGCUUAUACUGUUGGACAGAAUGAUCUUUGUGCACGAGGCAGGAUUUCACUGUGAUCUCAUCCCAUUAUUUAAACCUCAGUUUUCCCCGAGGAAUCUUGUGCUGGUUGCUGCUAAGACGAAAGCUCAUGCCGGAAGUCUUAUAGAGGAAAUUAAGACAAUUCUGUAGCGAAUCCAGAACACUGCUUUUUACAAAACUCCCUCAACGUGGAUAGGUUACAGCUGUGUGAUGUUUUUUUAACAAAGAAAAAUAAAGUUAAACCAUUCUUUUUAAUACAGAA
This is a messenger RNA of Spea bombifrons (plains spadefoot toad), 1986 nucleotides long. It is a transcript of the gene METTL25B, whose product is annotated as methyltransferase like 25B. The transcript has 9 exons. Gene Ontology annotation, biological process: rRNA modification. Bases 135 to 1874 code for a protein of 579 amino acids. Lineage: Eukaryota; Metazoa; Chordata; Amphibia; Anura; Pelobatidae. Gene Ontology annotation, molecular function: rRNA (adenine-N6,N6-)-dimethyltransferase activity. The record is from RefSeq and is a predicted model, not a curated record.